GUAUUACUCGCUCAAGAACGUUGGUUUUGGUCUUGAAAGCUUAGCCGCUCGUUUUAUUCAUUUGCUGCAUUUUCUUUCCUUUCUUGGAAAAAAAUGUCUUGCUGUGGUGGAAACUGCGGAUGUGGAUCUGCCUGCAAGUGCGGCUCUGGUUGUGGAGGAUGCAAGAUGUAUCCUGAUUUCUCUUUCUCCGGAGAAACCACCACCACUGAGACUAUGAUUGUUGGGGUCGCUCCUCAGAAGGGAUACUUUGAAGGGUCUGAGAUGAAUGCUGGAUCCGAGAAUGGAGGCUGCAAAUGCGGUUCUAACUGCACCUGUGACCCAUGCACCUGCAAAUGAGAGGCUCAAUUGUUUGAAAUAAUCUCGUAUGGGUCUGUUAUGUUAGUAUCUUAGGACUUCAAAAUGUUAACUGGAGAAUAAGUGGGCUAUGGCUCUCGUGAUGUAAGCACAGCCUUUCGUUUGGUCGACCAUGUCCCUCAAUCCUCAUCACUGGAGUUUUU
Messenger RNA from Magnolia sinica, 497 nucleotides. Its product is annotated as metallothionein-like protein type 2. Gene Ontology annotation, molecular function: metal ion binding. The transcript is spliced from 3 exons. The record is from RefSeq and is a predicted model, not a curated record. Lineage: Eukaryota; Viridiplantae; Streptophyta; Magnoliopsida; Magnoliales; Magnoliaceae. Bases 94 to 336 code for a protein of 80 amino acids.